Messenger RNA from Culicoides brevitarsis, 2114 nucleotides. RefSeq names its product membrane-associated tyrosine- and threonine-specific cdc2-inhibitory kinase. The record is from RefSeq and is a predicted model, not a curated record. Lineage: Eukaryota; Metazoa; Arthropoda; Insecta; Diptera; Ceratopogonidae. Gene Ontology annotation, cellular component: nucleus; cytoplasm. The coding region runs from base 219 to 1790 and encodes 523 amino acids. Gene Ontology annotation, biological process: protein phosphorylation; meiotic cell cycle; negative regulation of G2/MI transition of meiotic cell cycle. The transcript is spliced from 5 exons. Gene Ontology annotation, molecular function: ATP binding; protein tyrosine kinase activity.
UCAUAACAAUCAUCGUGUUUGUGUUGCAUUUUUCCUUAAUUUAGAGGAAUUUCCUAUGGAAUUUUAGUUCAAAUUUGUUUGAAAUUCAUUUUAAUUUGCCUCCUUCCCAUUAUUUCAACUGGAUUUCAGUGAAAAUCUCGCCAGCGACGCCCGAAACGCGAUAAAUGCCUUUACACUAACCUUCGAGCCGGCUAUUUUUUGUGGAUUCUCCUUUCAGGAUGGAAGAAAUGGUCAUUAAAUCGCCAUUGCCUGUGCCUCAGCUGCCCGAGUUGAAUCUUUCUCAUUCGCUGAAACAGGGUCAUCGUAAACAUCGCACAAAUCCGCCAAAAUUAUUUUUUAAGCACGAACUGUCGUUAAAUAAGAGCGUUUGCAUGCGAAAUAACGACACGACAAACGGCGGUGCCCAUGCCAUUUCAUUCCGUGAGAACGGAAACGAGACUUCCGGUUCACUCCUCAGUUCUGCAUACAAAAAGGACACAAACCUGUCCUACUACGAGCAACGAUUCGAGCAAAUUUCACGCAUAGGGGAAGGAUCGUUCGGCGAAGUCUUCAAGGUGCGCAGCAAAGACGACGGAAAAUAUUACGCCGUAAAGCGAAGCAAGCAAUUUUUGCGUUCGGAAAAUUAUCGCGCCGAACGUCUCGAGGAAGUGCGUCGUUACGAGCAAUUUUCCAAUCAUGAGCAUUGCAUCGUGCUGCACAAGGCAUGGGAAGAGGACGACAGACUUUACAUGCAAAUGGAGCUGUGUCACGGAAGUUUGGAGGAUUAUGCGCGAGAUUAUGCGAAAGAAAAUGCGAGAAUUCCCGAAGACGAAGUUUGGUCAUUUUUACUGGAUUUGCUGCUCGCCAUCAAGGGUUUGCACGACCAAAAUCUCAUUCAUCUCGACAUCAAACUGGACAAUAUUCUCAUUACGGAUGACAAAUUUUGCAAAUUGGCGGAUUUUGGAUUGGUUUACGAUUUGACGAGGAAGGGACAUGCGACGGAAGGCGAUUCGCGGUAUAUUGCGCCCGAAGUGUUGCAAGGAAACUUCUCGAAAGCGGCGGAUAUUUUCAGUUUGGGAUGUUGUGUGUUGGAACUCGCCUGUAACAUUGAAUUGGAAGCGAAUGGACCUCUAUGGCAGCAGCUGAGAGACGGAAAAUUGCCUCAAGAGUUCAUUUCUGAACUCUCACCUGAUCUUCAAGCGCUGAUAAAAUGUAUGUUAGAACCGAAUCCUAGUCAACGACCCGAUGUAAAUACCUUGUUGAGACACCCACGAGUUGCUGCGAUCCAAAGAUGGAGAACAAAAUUUUGGGGAUUUAACCUUUAUCGCAAACGUAUUUGGCGAAAAUUGUGCAAUUUGACGACAUUCUUCGUGAGUCUCCUUCUGACACUCAUCACAUGGUUCGAUUUGAAACCUCGUCGCCGCAGGAAACGGUCCGGCGAAACGUCAACAUUUUCCGUUGGUACGUCGGCAGCUGAUGGCGCCGGCGACGACGACUCCAGCAUGCAAAUUACGCCGAGUCAUCUCAAUCAAAGCAUCCCGAAGAACACGCCAAUGGUAAAAAUUGUCAAUUCCACGCCUCUCAACACGAGCGGACUGCAUUUUCGGAAUCGCACACGACGAGAUGGCGCGAAUUUUUCAAAGACAAUUCUUGGCUUUGAAUCAAGUGAUGAAGAAAACGACGACACAUCGUUCGCAUCGUCAGACAUGCGAAGACUCAACGAAUCGAUAAAUGACGCGUCAAAUCAUGAACACUCCUCGUCGCUCAUUUGUAAGAAGCUGUUUGCACAAAAUGUCGACUAUUCUGACUAAAGAAAAAAAUUUAAAAAAAAAAUUAAUUGAGUUAAAUCCCGUACUGCACUUUAUUGCGAAAUUUGGUUGUUCAGCACUUCUCUCCUUCUUUUAUUAUUUUUAGAAAAAGUUUAAUAUUAACUUUUAAUUAUAUGCCAGAAAAAAUCUUUAUAUAUAAAAAAAAAUAUUAUGUUAGUCAUAAGGAUCAAAUUAUGCUCAAAAUCCGAAGAUUCUUUUAAUAAAAGAAUACAAUAACAUAGAAUUAAAAAAUAUAUUUAAAAAAAUAAAACAAAAAAAAAAUAAAGAGUCUAUUAAAAUAUAAUAAGAAAAGUAACUUUUUGUGAU